AUGGAGACUCAGGGGGCCCCAGCCGGCACUGAACCAAGAGUCAAGGAGCCGGGGCUGCCCAGCCAACUGCUGCCUGAGCUGUACGGCUUCGUGGCUCGAGUGUUGCUAUACCUGGCGCCCGUCUACCUGGCCGGCUACCUGGGGCUGAGCCUCACCUGGCUGAUCCUCGGAGCCUUCCUGUGGAUGUGGUGGCGCAAGAACCGCCGCUGGAAGCACUCGCGCCUCGCCGCAGCCUUCGAGUUCUUGGACAAUGAACGUCAAUUCAUCGGCAAGGAGCUCCGUGACCAACAUCUGCCUGCUUGGAUCCACUUCCCAGAUGUGGAACGUGUUGAAUGGGUCAACAAGAUCAUAGCACAGACCUGGCCCUACAUUGGCAUGAUUAUGGAGAAGAAACUUCGAGAAAAACUAGAGCCAAAGAUCAGAGAAAAGAGUGUCCAUCUGAAAACUUUCACCUUUACCAAGCUGAACUUUGGACAAAAGUGCCCCAAGGUCAAUGGUGUCAAGGCUCACACUAACCAAUGCAACCGAAGGCGGAUCAUCCUAGACCUGCAGAUAUGCUAUAUAGGAGACUGUGAGAUCAGUGUGGAAAUACAAAAAAUGCCUGCUGGGGUGAAUGGUAUUCAGUUGCAGGGCACUCUUCGUGUGAUCCUGGAGCCUCUCCUUGUUGAUAAGCCAUUUGUAGGAGCUGUGACUGUAUUUUUUCUUCAAAAGCCUCACCUGCAGAUAAACUGGACCGGCCUGAUGAACCUCCUGGAUGCUCCAGGUAUCAAUGAUGUGUCAGACAGCCUGUUUGAAGAUCUCAUCGCUGCACACCUUGUACUGCCAAACAGAGUGACUGUCCCUGUGAAGAAAGGGCUGAAUAUAACCAACCUUCGGUUCCCGCUACCCUGCGGAGUGAUCAGAGUUCACUUGUUGGAGGCUGAGAAACUAGAGCGAAAGGAUGGAUUUCUGGGGUUGAAAGGCAAGUCAGAUCCAUACGCCGUGGUAACUAUUGGCCUCCAACAUUUCCGGAGCAAGACUGUAUGCAGGAACUUGAAUCCUACCUGGAAUGAAGUUUUUGAGUUUAUAGUUUAUGAAGUCCCUGGGCAAGACCUGGAGGUGGAUUUGUAUGAUGAAGAUACAGACAAAGAUGACUUUCUGGGCAGCCUCCAGAUCAACCUUGGAGAUGUCAUGAAGAACAGUUUUGUGGAUGAGUGGUUUGUCUUGAAUAAUACCACAAGUGGCCGGCUGCACUUGAAGCUUGAGUGGCUUUCUUUGACCACCUACCAGGAAGUUCUAGCUGAGGACCCCAGUGGACUCUCAACUGCCAUCCUUAUUGUCUUCCUAGAAAGUGCCUGCAAUUUACCAAGAAGUCCUUUUGAGUAUUUGAAUGGUGAAUACAGAGCCAAGAAACUGCCCAGAAGUGCCAGGAACAAGAUGGACAAAGACCCCUCUGCCUACGUCAAGAUGCGUGUGGGUCAGACAAUUCAGACAAGUAAGACAUGUGCCAACAGCAAGGAUCCUGUUUGGGGCCAGGCCUUCACAUUCUUUCUUUACAGUGUGGCCACAGAACAAUUUCGUCUGAAGGUGAUUGACGAUGACCAAGAGUGUGCACUGGGCAUCCUGGAGCUUCCCUUGGUCCAGAUCCUCACCUACUCAGACAUGACCAUCGAGCAACGAUUUCAGCUAGACUGCUCUGGCCUGGAUAGCCUCAUCUCCAUGAAGCUGGUACUUCGGUUUCUGCAUAUGGAGGAUCGGGAACCAGGCACCCCGUACACCGGCCCAGAAGUCCUGAAGAAAGGACCCAUGUUUGUUAAGAGAACAGAAAUCAAGCAGGAGGUGAAAACCCCAACCCAGGAACAUGAUUCCACACUUCCACUUCAGUCCCAAACUUCUGGAACUUCUGAUGCCCAGCCAACCGACAAAACUACCUCAGUGAAGCUCAUUCCUCUGGAGAAGGGACCGGAGCCCAAAGCCCAGGGCAGUGACAGCAGUCCCCAAGAACAAGUGGAGAAUAAAAGCAAGAGGACCAUGUUCUUGACUGUCCCUGGCUCCCAUUCCCCAGGACCGAUCAAGUCACCCAGACCUAUGAAAUCCCAUGCCACUCCGUUCUCUUGGCCACAUAAAAAGAUGUCGCCCAGCUUGUCUUCCCUCAGCUCCGUGGCCUCCUCGUGCUUUGACAUGACAGAAAACAGCCUAGCCUUUGAAACUGAUGGAAGCUGCCGGCCACUGGGAGAGAUUCAGCUGACUGUUCGCUACAUGACCCUGCGACAUAGCCUUGUGGUUUUCAUUAAUUGCUGCAGGAAUCUGAUACCCUGUUGUAGCAGUGGAGUUGAUCCUUAUGUCCGAGUGUAUCUGUUGCCCGACAGGAAGUGGACAGGUCGAAAGAAGACCUCAAUAAAGCGGAAAACCCUAAAUCCCCAGUAUGAUGAAAAAUUUGAAUUUUGUGUCCCUGUGGAAGAAGUGAAGAAAAGAAGCCUGGAUGUUGCAGUCAAAAAUCGUAGGCCAUUUGGUUCACACAGAAGAAAAGAAUUGGGCAAAGUGUUGAUUGACUUAUCAAAGGAAGAUCUAGUCAAGGGUUUUACACAAUGGUAUGAAUUGACAGCAAAUGGACAGCCACGAAGUUGAUUUAAAAAAUGUUAUGAUUACUACUUACGAAAG
Molecule: messenger RNA, 2640 nt
Organism: Gracilinanus agilis (Agile Gracile Mouse Opossum)
Lineage: Eukaryota; Metazoa; Chordata; Mammalia; Didelphimorphia; Didelphidae
Gene: ESYT3
Product: extended synaptotagmin 3
Exons: 23
Coding region: 1-2607 (868 amino acids)
Biological process (GO): lipid transport
Molecular function (GO): lipid binding
Source: RefSeq, a predicted model, not a curated record